AUGUCCGGAGGUGCUGUUCCAGUCUGGAAAAAAUACACUUCGAGACCCAGAGGUAUCUGGGAGAAGGUCAGACAGCUUUUGGUGCUUGUCCCAAACAGAUCUUCCGGUAACCCACUCGUUAACUACUUCAGAGUGAUUCCUCCUGGUGCCAGAAUCCAGGAAGCCAAAAACUAUAAGGAUCCAGUGACUUUGCCAGCUGGUGAUAUCAAGGGCAAUUCAUACAGCAAGCGUGAUUACAGAAGAAACUACCCACAAGUGCAUGCAUACGACCAGACCAAGGUUUCUGGGUUGUUGACGUUAGGUUCUGCGCAGAACCCUAGAGUUUCUAUUGGAGACAAGGGUAAUAAGGAGUUGGCAGCAUUUGGCGCAGGCCAGACGGUCAGUUUGGCUACCACCUUGACUUCUCUUGACCCUGAGGUCGUCAAGGGCGAAGUUUUGGGCCAGGCUGGCGAGCCUAUUGUUGCACCAUCUUUGAACAAAUUCAAGUGGUCCAUUUUGGAGGAGCCUCAGCACGGUAUGUACACAGAUGAGUACCCAUGUCGUAUUUUCAAGGGUGAGAAGGCGUAA
Molecule: messenger RNA, 567 nt
Organism: Sungouiella intermedia
Lineage: Eukaryota; Fungi; Ascomycota; Pichiomycetes; Serinales; Metschnikowiaceae
Source: the annotation of a GenBank genome assembly